UUGAGGUAUGUUUGGUUUGAUGAUGAUAAGGGUAAAGUAGCAGCUACACCACAUAUCAAAAUGUGUUCCAUGAACUCUCACUCUCUCACUGUAUCGACAUUUCUGUGAGCGUUUCGGAGACUCCUACAACCCACCACCGUCUCACUCUCUAAACUUUCUGUCAUGACUUUGCUCAACGAGGAGACAUAUCAAAAUGACCGAAUCAGUGAUUUACCAGGUAAUGUCAUUGAUGUCAUCUUAGGAAACUUGAAAAUUCGAGACCAAAUUAGGACUAGUAUUUUGUCAACAAAGUGGAGGUAUAUCUGGACUUCGGCCCCUCAACUUUGUUUUGACCAAGACCUCUUUGAAAUUUUUCAACAUCUUGAUGACCCUAAUACCGUUAUUUCUAAAAUCAUCACGGAUCUUCUUAUGGGUCACAAUGGUCCAAUACACAAGUUUACUCUUUUCAUACCAUAUAACUCCUAUUUCAAGAUCACAGUGGAAUACCUCAAUAUGUGGAUUCCGAUUUUGUCAAGGAAGGACAUUAAAUAUCUUGAUCUUGUGAACGACUACGGUCAAGUUGAUCAAAUGCCAUAUAUUGUCCUCUCUUGUAAGGAAUUGACUUACUUUAAAGUCGGCGGAUUUAAAUUGUCAAUUCCACCUAAUUUCUGCGGCUUUAAAAAAUUGCUUGAAAUUCACCUAGUUUGUGUAAGAUUCGAGUCCGGUGCACUUGAGAGUCUUAUGUCUGGUUGUCCAUUACUUGAAAAGCUCAGCAUUGAAUUAUGUGAAGGUUUUGAGUAUCUUGAUAUUUCUUCUACUACUCUCAAAGUCUUAUUACUACAAUUAAGUGACGAUAUGAAGUCAAUUUGUCUCAAGAAAGCAAAGAAUUUGAUCGAUUUUACACUUGAUGCUAAUCACAACAGCAUAUCUGAUUCGAUUAAAAGUUUGCCCAAACUUAAGAGGUUUUCUCUGGUCCGUGGAAAAAAGGACCCAUAUGCAGAAAGCAUUCCUCCCACUCUGCUAACAAGCUCAUUCAACUCUUUAGAGUAUUUGCAAUUGGAUGACUUGAAUUUGAACGAUAAAGGAGACAUUUUGUUUUUUGUUAGUGUUCUCGAAAGUGCUCCUGGGUUGAUUGAAGUUGUUAUUAAGAGUCACAACGAUAAUGAUACCUCACAAGUGUUGGACCUUUCAAAGGAGUUAGAGUGCUGUAACUGUUGCCUUAAACUUCAGACAGUGGAUAUCUACGUUAGAGCUAACCCUCAAUAUGCAAUGAGUUUGAUACAGUUCAUACUUGCAAAUUCUCCUUCGUUAAAGAUUCUUACUUUUAAUUGCAAUUCUAAGAAAUUAAAUGCACGUACAUUGUAUAGAAUUUCACAAGACUUGUUAUGGAUGGAACGGACGUCACCAAAGGCACAUGUUAAGUUUCUUCUUUCCACCUUUCCAUAAAAAACAAAGUUCCUUCAUUGUGGUAAUUAGUUUUAGUUAUAGUUAUAGAUUGUAUAAUGAACUUGUACUCAUGUAGCCAGAUUGUACUCACUUGUGAGAUGAAGAGGCUGGUUGCACAAUGGUACCUACUUGUAAUAGUUUGUAAACUUUCUGUUUAUAAUAGUUUAUUGAUAUAAAAGAAAGUUUGCUUUAUCAUCUAUCGAUUCUAUUUAGAUUGAAAUUGUUGAAGUUUGUAUUUGUGAUUGUUAGAAUUUAUUUGAAGUUCCACGUUGUUUUAAGUUUCCGGACUGUUGGGUGUAUAAAUAUGUGAGGACAACCUUACUCUUUGAGUUAGCUUUUGAGAUUGAGAUCCAUACAUAUUUAAUAUGAUAUGAGAGUCGGGUUAAAGAUUGCAAUGUAUUUAACAGAAAUAUGUAUUUUUCAUCCUUUAGACUAUGUUUGGGAGUUUGGAGGGGAGGGAAGGGGAAGGCUUCCGAAAUCGAAUUUUUAAAAAAAUAUAGAAAAAUAUUUGACAUUUUUUGAAAAAAUAGUUUUGUUUAGAAUGAUAAAAGAGUCAUUAUAAUUACAAAAAUUUUAAUUUUCAAAAUAGUAU
Molecule: messenger RNA, 2017 nt
Organism: Vicia villosa (hairy vetch)
Lineage: Eukaryota; Viridiplantae; Streptophyta; Magnoliopsida; Fabales; Fabaceae
Product: F-box/FBD/LRR-repeat protein At1g13570-like
Exons: 4
Coding region: 163-1425 (420 amino acids)
Molecular function (GO): protein binding
Source: RefSeq, a predicted model, not a curated record